AUGUUGAUCUCACUCUUCAAUUUGGUGCUACUACCAUUAAGUACUUUGUAUUUUGGUGUCCUAACCAUGUGGAAGAAAAAUAUCACUCAUAUUGGUGAGUUCAUCCUGGUGGGUUUCCCUGCUCCCCCUUGGCUUCGGGAGUUGCUCUUCUUCUUCUUCCUCAUCACCUACCUGUUUGUGCUGUUGGAGAAUUUAGUCAUCAUUAUCACUGUGUGGGUCACUGGAUCCCUGCACAAGCCCAUGUACUAUUUCCUGGGCACCAUGUCCUUUCUGGAGACCUGGUAUAUAUCUGUCACAGUUCCCAAGAUGUUGGCUGGAUUCCUACUUUGCCCCAAUACAAUCUCCUUCCUGGGGUGCAUGAUCCAGCUCUAUUUCUUCCUCUCACUUGCGUGUACUGAAUGUGUGCUGUUGGCUGCCAUGGCCUAUGACCGCUAUGUGGCUAUAUGUUGGCCUCUUCGAUAUCCACUCAUGAUGACCACUGAAUUUUGUGUUCAGCUGACCAUCGGUUCUUGGGUAAGUGGCUUCACCAUUUCCAUGGUAAAGGUAUACUUCAUCUCCCAAGUUGCCUUCUGUGGCAAUAAUAUCAUGAACCAUUUUUUCUGUGAUGUAUCUCCCAUCCUCAAACUGGCCUGCAUGGACUUUUCUAUGGCGGAGACAGUAGACUUUGCACUAGCCAUCGUCAUCCUUCUCUUUCCUCUCUCAGCCACUGUCAUUUCUUAUGCCUUCAUUGUAUCUACCAUCCUGCACAUUCCCUCAGCCACUGGGCAGCAGAAGGCCUUCUCCACCUGUGCCUCGCAUCUUACAGUGGUGGUCAUCUUCUACACAGCUGCGAUCUUCAUAUAUGUUCGACCUCGGGCCAUUGCUUCAUUUGACUAUAAUAAAUUAAUUUCAGUCAUAUAUGCGGUCUUCACUCCCAUGCUCAACCCUAUCAUCUACUGCCUGAGGAACAAGGAGGUCAAAGAUGCCAUCAGGAAAACCAUGGCAAGUGGUAGAGUUAUUUUCUUGACAGAUUCUCUUUGCUGA
This is a messenger RNA of Artibeus jamaicensis (Jamaican fruit-eating bat), 1023 nucleotides long. RefSeq names its product olfactory receptor 6. The transcript has a single exon. Gene Ontology annotation, cellular component: membrane. Gene Ontology annotation, biological process: G protein-coupled receptor signaling pathway. NCBI's taxonomy places the organism in Eukaryota, Metazoa, Chordata, Mammalia, Chiroptera, Phyllostomidae. The record is from RefSeq and is a predicted model, not a curated record. Gene Ontology annotation, molecular function: olfactory receptor activity; G protein-coupled receptor activity. Bases 1 to 1023 code for a protein of 340 amino acids.